AUGCUAGCUGAGUCGUUCACGGGCUCUGUUUCUUUCAUGCAACAACGGAAUGCGGUGGUCUGGGUAACAGCAUCCCUUGUGCAUGCACGGCAUUCAGACGGAGAAUCUGAGGCUGCAGCAGCACGUGCUCGGGCACUUACGAGCCUGGAUCAGGAACUGCAAAGGAGAGAGAAAGAGAGAGAAAGACAGACAGACCACAAGGCCACCCCGAAUCCCACCCCCGCCCUUGUUCAGUUCCGCGCCUUCAAAGCCAGCUCCAUCAGCCUUGGCUUAACUCCGGAGCUGCCUGACGAUUUGGGCAUUCUGGAGGAUGCAGCUAAGGAAAUCGAGAAUGCAAUUUCCCAUCUCAAACGCUCAAACAGGGAAAUACAAGAGUUUGACCCCAAUGGAGAAGACCCUGACCUCGUGGAUGCCAUAGCAGGAAAUGUUGUAGCGCUGGAAAAGAAAGAGGAACGUUUGAAGCAUAUCAGAGACAGAAUGGUGGCUUUGAGCGCCACCAGGACAGAAGCCUGCGUCCACAGCGAAUUGCCAUCAAAAGAACGUAUCGAAGCACCGGCUGUCUCUACUAUGAAUUCCUCGGAGGGGGCAGCAAGAGCAGACGCACCAGAAAGAGCAGAUGCACACCCACCUUCAAAAACAGUACAGACAGCAGAAUCCGGAUCUUCCACGUGUGACGGCCCCUCCGCUGUCACUGGACUGUCGCAAGGCAUGCGCGCCUUGGAUAUUCAAAGCACUUCGUCUGAUACGUUUGAGGCAGGCAUUGACCUAUAG
Molecule: messenger RNA, 771 nt
Organism: Cyclospora cayetanensis
Lineage: Eukaryota; Apicomplexa; Conoidasida; Eucoccidiorida; Eimeriidae
Exons: 6
Coding region: 1-771 (256 amino acids)
Biological process (GO): proteasome regulatory particle assembly
Molecular function (GO): protein-macromolecule adaptor activity
Source: RefSeq, a predicted model, not a curated record